AUGGCGUGGGCAGAAGAACAACUGGCACAGCCGGCCUCGGGAACAUGCGAGAAUAGGACCAAGUCUACUUUAUCAGAUGCGGAGAAUUCAUUCACCACUGCCUCGCACAAUGAGUCAGAAGCGAGGUUCCCUGAGCCAUCGAUAAUAUCUGAUGGUUAUGAGAGGAAAAAAUCAGCUCUCAGGGAGAAAUUGUUCACAAUGUUUCCGGAGCAAACGACCGCGAGAAAGCUCAGGUUAGAAGCAAACCGCGGCCCUUUCACCAGCUCGGUCUUUAUCCAACUCCCUCCAAAAUACCAGCUCCAACCUAUGUUUGAGGUGGCCUUUACUGAGGCUAGUCACCUUCUACCGCCAUUUGAUGUCCCUGUCCUAACAGAUCUUCUGGAACGACACUAUUCAGACCCUACUGUUCCACCAGGGAAGCUCCCUGGACGCUGGGCCAUGUUGAAUGCUACGAUAGCGGUGGCGAUUCAGUUACGGACCGCCAGGGGCUCGUAUAGCGAGAUGUCGGAACUGUCGUGGCACUUCUUCAAGAACGCAUUCAGCAUGUAUUCGGUCAUUGCUCUACGAGCGGCAGACAUUUUGGGCCUAGAACCGCUUCUUGCCAUGGCUAUAUAUAUGCAGGGAUCAAGUGAUGUGCGAACAACGUCCGUUCUCGUGUGUGCGGCCGCACGUCUAUCAUUGACAUUUGGAUUACACCGAAGGGAAUUUUACUCGGUCCUUGACGCUGCCGCCACUAACCGCCAUAAGAGGGCCUUCUGGAUUGCAUAUAUAUUUGACAAGAGCAUAUCUGUAAAAACAGGCUUGCCCUCUGUAUUUGACGACGAUGCGAUAAAUAUCGACUACCCAGAUCCGAUUAUGUCUGCGUCUCCAACGGAUAGAAACGCCCCAGAAACCAGCAUGUCAACCUCCGCUUUUCGAUUGCAGGCUGAACUAGCGAUGCUUGAAUUCAGCGUCGAGAGAAGGCUCUACUCCGGAUCGGCUACUAGGCAGAAUGUACAUCAGCUUCUGGACCUUGUGGCGGAGCUUGACCAUCAACUGGAGAAUUGGAAAGUGAAGCUUCCGUCGAGGCCAUCCGGCUUAGAAUUCUGCAAGGCCGCACUGUUGCAAGGGCACACAUUAACCCUUUAUGUGCGAAGCCCAGCGAAGCUUCCUGAUGAGAUACACAACAGUGCAAAUGUCUCAGUGGCGAAAGGCACUCUGGAAGAUAUUGCUACUUUCCAGCGCGCGGCAACUUCGGGUCCUACGAUCUUUGUCUCAUUUGCAGGACCCGUGUCAAAGUCGAAAGGAACGCCUGUGACAGAUGCUAUGAAACGCAUAUUUCCUAUACUAGUGGCGAGGCACUACGAGAGGGCAAUGGUCCUUGGCACAUGCUCGUAUCCCGCACCACAGGACAAAGGAGGUCUCAAGUGGAAGGCAUCGGUUAUACGUAUCAAGAUUAUAGGCGGGUCUGCUUAUGACGAGUUCAGGGGCCUUGGUGAGUUUGUAGCAUCUCAAGAUGUCUCGCAACUCAAGUGGACUUUGUUCCGUGUCCAUUUUUAA
Molecule: messenger RNA, 1539 nt
Organism: Aspergillus viridinutans
Lineage: Eukaryota; Fungi; Ascomycota; Eurotiomycetes; Eurotiales; Aspergillaceae
Exons: 3
Coding region: 1-1539 (512 amino acids)
Biological process (GO): DNA-templated transcription
Molecular function (GO): DNA binding; zinc ion binding
Source: RefSeq, a predicted model, not a curated record